Molecule: messenger RNA, 1932 nt
Organism: Sphenostylis stenocarpa
Lineage: Eukaryota; Viridiplantae; Streptophyta; Magnoliopsida; Fabales; Fabaceae
Source: the annotation of a GenBank genome assembly
AUGGCUGCUACUCCAAAAUCUUUCACCCCGAAGAAACCCUCCGACACCCUAAUUUCGGUUUCCAAGGUGAGGGUCAUCGUCAGAGUAAGACCCUUCCUCGAGCACGAAACCUCAGCAAAAAACGGCGAACCCGUUUCUUGUAUCUCCGUCUUGGACCAAGAUUUCGAGUUUCCGCGGGAAGAGGUUGCUGUUUAUCUCAAAGACCCACAAACCAGUCGGAAUGAGUGCUACCAGUUGGAUUCUUUCUUUGGGCAGGAAGAUAACAAUGUGGGGCAGAUAUUCUGCAGAGAAGUGAGCCCCUUGAUUCCGGGAAUGUUCAGUGGAUGCAAUGCCACGGUGUUUGCUUAUGGGGCUACUGGCAGUGGGAAGACAUACACCAUGCAGGGAACUGAGGAACAACCUGGCUUGAUGCCACUGGCAAUGUCUAUGAUCCUGUCUAUUUGCCAGAGCACUGGCAGCACAGCACAGAUCUCAUACUAUGAGGUCUACAUGGACCGAUGCUACGACCUUUUGGAGCUCAAAGAGAAUGAGAUUUCAGUUUUGGAUGACAAAGAUGGGCUAGUUCACCUCCGGGGACUGUCUCAGGUUCCUAUAAACACAAUGUCUGAAUUUCAAGAUGUUUUCUCUUGUGGAGUUCAGAGACGCAAAGUUGCACACACAGGCCUCAAUGAUGUCUCUAGUAGGAGUCAUGGAGUGCUUGUGAUAUCUGUGUGCACUACUUCUUCUGAUGGCACUGGAACUGUCGUAUGUGGAAAGUUGAAUCUCAUAGACUUGGCAGGUAAUGAGGACAACAGAAGGACCUGCAAUGAAGGGAUUCGUCUCCAAGAGAGUGCAAAGAUAAAACAGUCCUUGUUUGCACUGUCAAAUGUGAUAUAUGCACUGAACAACAAUAAACCUAGAGUACCCUACCGAGAAAGCAAAUUGACCCGUAUAUUGCAGGACUCUCUAGGGGGAACAAGUCGUGCACUGAUGGUUGCUUGCCUGAAUCCAGGAGAAUACCAGGAAUCUGUUCACACUGUUAGUUUAGCUGCUCGAUCAAGGCAUGUCUCAAAUUUUGUACCUUCAGCUCACAAACAAGAGACCCCAAAAGUUAAAGUUGACAUGGAAGCAAAAUUAAGAGCUUGGUUAGAAUCAAAAGGAAAAACAAAGAGUACACAAAGACUUGGGCCAUUUAAUUCUCCACUUCCUAAAAAGACUCCCAUUCCCAUCGUUACCCCUGCUAAGAGAUCCAUUUCCUUUAACAGUUCAGUGAAGGGGGGAAGAACUGCCAUCGACCUAGAUACUAAACAUACUAAUGAAAGGGCUUUUGCUGUGGCUUUUGAAAAUUUACUAGAUGCUGAAGGUUCAUUUGAUUCAUGCGUGGAGAAUGCACCAUCUGGUGUCAAGGACCAUGAUAACAAAGAGACUGAGCAUCAAGCCAACAAGGCUGCAUGGCAAUCAUACAAAAAUCUACCUGCCGAGCCAUUGAGAAAGGCAGUAAACUCAAUAAUUACUAAUGAGAGUAAAGAUGCAGCACAAAGUCCUUUAAGAAAAGCACUCUCCCCCAUCAACAUCAAUGCUAAUGAAAAACCCCUUGAGGCAUUGUCUUUCACACAAACACCUUUUCUGGCAACCUGCUCCACUAAUAAAGGGAUACAAAAGAAUGAGACUCCACUCGGAAAAUUCAGCACACGCAGUUCUACAUUGAAGACCUGUCUUGUCCAAGAAUACCUUGAUUUCUUAAAUAAUGCAAGCAGAGAGGAACUACUUGAGUUAAAGGGCAUAGGAGAGAAAAUGGCAGAAUACAUUAUAGACCUCAGAGAAGAAAGUCCACUAAAAUCGUUAAAUGAUUUGGAGAAGAUAGGCCUCUCUACCAAGCAGGCCCAUAACCUGUUCACAAAAGCUGCAAAAAAAUUAUUUGAAGAUAAAGCUGAAGAUUCAAUACUCAGUUGA